Molecule: messenger RNA, 722 nt
Organism: Nylanderia fulva
Lineage: Eukaryota; Metazoa; Arthropoda; Insecta; Hymenoptera; Formicidae
Gene: RpL24
Product: ribosomal protein L24
Biological process (GO): cytoplasmic translation
Cellular component (GO): cytosolic large ribosomal subunit
Molecular function (GO): structural constituent of ribosome; mRNA binding
Source: RefSeq, a predicted model, not a curated record
UAUUACUAUUCUUUUAAUGGUUGCGAGACGGGAAGACGUCGGCCAUUUUUGUCGAGUGUUUUCUUUCGCGUUAAAUCAAGAUGAAGAUCGGUCUUUGUGCGUAUAGCGGAUACAAAAUAUAUCCGGGCCAUGGCAAAACCAUGGUCAAAGUUGACGGAAAGACCUUCACUUUUCUCAACUCGAAAUGCGAGUCUGCACAUUUGAUGAGACGUAAUCCUAGGAAAGUGACGUGGACCGUCUUAUACAGACGUAAACACAAGAAGGGACAGGAAGAGGAACAAACCAAGAAGAGGACAAGACGCGCUCAAAAGUUCCAGCGUGCUAUUGUAGGUGCAUCUCUUACGGAUAUCUUGGCGAAACGUAACAUGAAACCAGAAAUUCGCAAAGCGCAGAGAGAACAAGCAAUUAAGGCUGCAAAGGAACAGAAGAGAGCAGCAAAGGCGACGAAGAAGGCUGUUGCUCCUCCGAAAGCAAAACAAGUGGCUAAACAAAAAGUAGCCAAGGUGACGCAAAAAGCCGCACCUCGCGUCGGAGGAAAACGUUAAACUUAUAUGCAAGGAACUUAAAAAGCUUUUUUUUGCAUCUGGACGUUUAACUUCCUUACCUUCGGCAUUCAAAUGCGCGGCCUCGAAAGCACCGAGAAAAGCAUAACGCAUUCCAAGACCUUCGCUCAUCACUGCAUCAACAUCCUUUGCACUUAACACUCCAUCAGCCACCAAUCU